UGCAAUCGUGGGGAAAGGUUCACCUGUUGAAUGUCAUUUGUGCCGCGGUUCCAGGCGCCAGAAUCGGUCUAUGACAGCGACCUAAGGCCACCCGCAGCCUCUUUUCUUCUCGCCUUCUGGGCCCUCCUGUUCCUUUCCCUUCCCUCCGGGGGGGCGGUCCGGACGCUUCUUGCCCCUCCCACCCUCGGCUUUGCCUGCGUUGCCAUCGCUCGCCGGCGCCUGAAUUUCUUCCGGCGGGCUUUUGCGCGCGUGUGAUUCGACUGGAGGCUCUGCCAGGGAGCCGCCGUUGACGUGCGGGAGGCGGCCGCGGAGCGGGGCGCUUGUUCUUGGGAAAAUGUCAGCAGAUAUUCCACUCAACAUCAAUAUCAAAGAGCCUCGCUGGGAUCAAAGCACAUUUGUUGGACGAGCAAGUCAUUUCUUCACUGUAACAGAUCCUAGGAAUAUUUUGUUAUCCAAUGAACAAUUAGAAAAAGCAAGAAAAAUCGUGCAUGAUUACAGACAAGGUAUUGUGGCCUCUGGAUUGACAGAAGAUGAACUAUGGAGAGCGAAAUAUAUCUACGAUUCAGCCUUCCAUCCAGAUACUGGUGAAAAGAUGGUCUUGAUUGGCCGCAUGUCUGCUCAGGUCCCCAUGAACAUGACUAUUACUGGCUGCAUGAUGACCUUUUAUAGAACUACUCCAGCGGUGGUCUUCUGGCAGUGGAUUAACCAGUCAUUCAAUGCCAUUGUAAACUAUACCAACAGGAGUGGAGAUGCUCCAAUUACUGUCAGCCAGCUGGGAACAGCCUAUGUUUCUGCUACCACAGGUGCUGUUGCAACUGCUCUAGGACUUAAUGCACUAACAAAGCAUGUCUCACCUCUUAUAGGACGUUUUGUUCCUUUUGCUGCUGUAGCUGCUGCUAACUGCAUUAAUAUCCCUUUAAUGAGGCAAAGGGAACUAAAGUAUGGUAUUCCCAUUACAGACGAAAAUGGAAAGCGAUUGGGUGAAUCGUCCAAAGCUGCACAACAGGCCAUUGUGCAGGUGGUUAUAUCACGGAUCCUUAUGGCUGCUCCAGGCAUGGCCAUUCCCCCCUUCAUAAUGAAUUCUUUGGAAAAGAAGGCAUUUUUAAAGAGGUUCCCAUGGAUGAGUGCCCCCAUUCAGGUGGGCUUAGUUGGCUUCUGUUUGGUGUUUGCAACACCUCUAUGCUGUGCAUUAUUUCCACAGAAAAGUUCCAUGUCUGUAACACGUCUGGAGCCAGAAUUACAAGCCAAGAUCCAGAAGAUCAACCCUGAAUUGGAGCGUGUAUAUUUUAACAAAGGCUUAUAAUUUAUAGAAGACAAAAUAUCCCUCAGUGACAAUUAGGUGAACUUAUUUUUGAUUGUAAAACAACCUUGGUGAAGGCAACUUGGUCACAAUGUAUUAUUUCAAUUUUACACAUUUUUGAACACUGAGGUUGUUUAAGCGUUGCAAGAGAAUGUUCAUAAUUGUGGUUUCAAAUGGCUGUGAAUGCCAUUACUACACUGUCCACUUUGUAGGCUUUGGUUAUGCAGCUGCCAAUAUUCAAAACAGUUUACAUUAGCCCAAAAUGUGACUUUGUUCCAUAUCCUUGAUAUUGGGUUCAUAGGUUGCCUUAUAUCCUUACAUAACAGGUAUUUGGGGAUGGGGGGUGCUGUGUGUGAGAACUUGAGUGCUGUGGAGCAAGGAAAAGGAAUCUUGCCCCAACUUUCUGGGAUUGCUUCUUAUCACUCAACUAAUACAAAGAACGCUGCAUGAAACUGGUAAUCAUAAAAUAGUUAGUCUCUGAUAUUGUGCAAAGCCCCCACAAAACUUGCCAAAUGGUAAAGUAAUCAUUGGGAACUAUCAGUGUAACUGACCUUGUAAAUUGGGCCCUGGAACCUAUCCAAAUAUUGAGCAAAAUACAUGGUACAAUCCUCUCAUUAUGCAGCAGGGGUUGCAGUUUGAAUGUGUCCUGUGUUAAAAUUUGCUUGCAUGUGUAAAGUUAUCAUUUUGUGCUAACUAUGUAAGUGCAGAAAAAAUUGCCAUGUUCACCAUUUGAAUUAGCUCUUAGUUAUGGUGCCUGUCAUCCUACAGAAAUGGGCAAAAUCCUGUAGGGAUUUUCUAAUGGCUGCCCAUCUUUAUUUGUGCUGUCUAAUUGGUGACAGUCACCAAAUUCUGGAAAAAAAGCAAGGGAUUGGAUUUACGCAUUACGUCAAUGAGUUUCAGUUGACUUAAGUGUCAUGUUUUCCCAGAAAUGGAAAUAUAUUAAUUUUAUAUUUCUUAGCCUUAUUUUCUCAUAUCUGAUCAUCAGUAAACAACAUAACAUCCUUGAGACAAUAUUUUAAGCCCAGUCACACAAAAACACCAUGCUGCUAAAAUCUAUAGUGAGAGUGCCCUGUUUUAGCUUUCCCCCCCUCAAAUGAGUUGCUAUAUAGCAGGGUUUUUUUAUCAUAUUGAUUGUUGUUGCUCAGCUGUUUAAUUCUCAGAAGCACGGGCAUUUUUAUGACACUUUUAAUCAACUGCUUAUUGAUUUAAGGCUUCUUAUUAUGUUUUGCAAUCCUUAUUUAUACAAUGAUCCUGUGAAGUAGGCUGCUGCUAUUUCUCAUUCUACAGAACUGGAAACCAGGCCAAGAUAUAGCAGCCUUCUCCCCCAAUUCCAUCCUUAAAAAUGCCAUCUAGCAAGGCUAUGUCUCAGUUAAGAUUUUAACCCAGGCACUAAUUCUCUGUUCAGUGGAUCAUGCUGGUUCACUCUGCACAAAUCACUGGAAAAUCAUCAACAUUUCACUCUAAUUUCAGUGUGCCUGACAUACAUACUCCAUUAAUACUACUUACUAUUUCACUUACAGUACCCAUUUGUAAUGUCACAUGGAGCCCCCUUUGUAUUGGUAUGAAUAGAUCUAGCUGUGUACUCAGUGGAGUUGUUACCCAACAUAGCCUUUGUCCGUGUUCAAAAUAAGACACAGUGAGUGUUGACCCACCCAUUUUACAUGAUAUCUAAUGUCUAGAUGUGUUAGAUACAACAUAGAAUUGAAAUGUGCCAUAUAGUAGAGAUUUGUUUAGUUGCAGGUGAUGCUUAUCUUUGAACUGGAAGGAGAAGCAGAUUUAUGCUUGAUCUGAAAAUUUGCUCUGAAAGACACACACACACACACCAACCAACCAACCAGAAAGUGGGAUUUGCAGUGUAAAGUCAGUGGUUUUCAAACUGUUUUCCAGGAAGACCUGCGGUUGCUUGGAAGCAUAUCAUCAGUUUCUUGGUGAUAAAAUCAAUAAUAGGAGACAAACUUUCCUGAAAGACAACUUACUAAGCACUACCUAUCUUCCCUGCAGCAUACAGGAGAUGAUCUCGCAUACUGUAAGUUUCACUCUCUGCUCACUUGAGGCAAUUUAUUUUAUUUAUUAUUAUUUUAUUCAAUUUAUAUACCGCCCACAGCCCGGGGCUCUCAGGGCGGUGCACAACAUAGAUAAAAUACAAUAAAAUUACAAAAACAGUAAAAUAUACAUUAUUAAACAAGUAAACAGCCAGAUAUACAUUAAAAGCACAAAUAGAUUAAAAUGCCUGGGAGAAUAAAAAGGUUUUAACCUGGCGCCGAAAAGAUAAAAGUGUAGGCGCCAGGCGCACCUCAUCGGACAAACUGUUCCAUAAUUCGGGGGCAACCACUGAAAAGGCCCUAGAUCUUGUUACUACCCUCCGAGCUUCUCUGUGAGUCGGAGCUCGGAGGAGGGCCUUAGAUAUUGAACGCAGUGAACGGGUAGGUUCAUAUCAGGAGAGGCGUUCCGCUAGGUAUUGUGGUCCCGCACCAUGUAAGGCUUUAUAAGUCAAAACUAGCACUUUGAAUUUGGCCCGGAGAUGAUCUCGCAUACUGUAAAUUUCACUCUCUGCUCACUUGAGGCAACAAGCACAUAGGCCUGGCCAGAGCCCCAGAUGAACUGCUUGUAUGCUCUAGAACAGCGGUGGCUAAUGUGUGCCCCUCCACAUGUUGCUGGACUGCAUUUCCAUAUUCCCUGACCAUUAGUACUGCUGACUAGGGAUGGGGUUUGCUAACUGAUUCCGUUCCAUUUUUCAGUUUGUCAAAUAUGCUGCCAGUUUCUAUUAGCUAUAAUUUGUGUUCCACUAGUUAUGAUUCCCAGUUCUCCUUUUUUAUUUUUUCUGAAAAGUUAUGUAAUUUUCUCCAUUGUUCCUUAUGCUGCUCUAUAUUUAUAUAAUGUAUACAGCAGCAGAUUACAAAAAUAAUUAUGUAAAUAAUUACAUAAUUCUCACCAUGGAUUUAUUUUUUAAAAAAUGGUGUUAAUAACAGCUGCGAACACACACAAAGAGUGGGAACCUGUUCAACAAUGACACAAAUUUGCAGAUCAUCCCAGAAUUCGAUACCAAAUCUGAUCUUGCGAAUAUUCUACAACAUCUCUAGUGCUAGCUGAUGCUGAUAGAAUCCAACAUAAUCUGUGGGGCCACAGCACACCUGAGCUCUGGAACAUGCUCCCAAAGUUUCUCUGUUACUUUGGGAAAUUCAUCAGCAGGGCUGUUUGAUAUGGAAACAAGUCCCUGAAUAUAAAGAGUUUGGAAACACUGGGGACAUUGUGAUUUUAUGAAUUGUUUUUAAAAUUGCUGUCAGUAUUGCUAACCUCAUGCAGCUUUCUUAGCCUACAUCAGCAGUGUUCUUCAACUUUGGGUCCCCAGGAAAUGUUGGACUAGGGCUGCUUUCACACUGCACUUCAUUCCAUUAUUCUGAUGAUUUCUUACCUGGUAAUUUGUGUAUUAUAUUUGAUCUUUCACACGAUGUACAAGCUAGCUCUGGAAUUCUAGUGGAAUGUAGUGCACUUUUAGCACAAAUUUCCAUAAUAAAUGAUACCAGAAAUAAUCUGUUAGCAAGGAUGGAAACCUGGAAGAUUGCGGGAGUUUUUCGCUAGCUGCAGCCGCUCAUGUGACAGGCAUCCCAGCAUGCAGUGCGUUCCCACCCUUUAGUCAUGCAUGGGGUUUUUUUUCCUGACAAAAAUUGUACCGGUAUUCUGGCAUCAGCGCAGCUAGCAGCAGCAUUUCCCGCACCCACCCCUGUCGAUACAACUAAAAUAAUUUUAGAAGUCAGAUCCUAAAGGGAGAGGGCUUGCAUGGCAACAGGAUGAGAUCCUAGACCCACCUACACAAUGGAGAACAGUGUGCAUGUGUAUAAUGGGUGAGGGACAAAAACUAGCCAUGUGAAAGACAAUUGUGCAAAAUGCCGGUAUAUUGGCUGAAAAAACUGCUCUUCCUUAACACAACAGGUACUGCAAUGUGAAAGGGAUUUUGGCAAUCUGGACAGAAGUGUUACCUUUUUAAUCCAUUAAACUAACGCAAUCAGCCACAUGUGUGAAAAGCAGCCUACAAUUCCCAUGAUCCUUUGACCAGUGGCUAGGCUAGCUGGGGAUGAUGGGAGUUGUAGUCCAAGAACAUCUGGGGACCCAAGAUUGAAUAACAGUGAUCUAGACCCGGGUUCAAAUCCCCACACAGCCAUGAAGCUGACUGGGUGACCUUGGGCCAGUCUCUCAGCUUCAGAAGAAGACAAUGGUAAACCACCUCUGAAUACCGCUUAGCAUGAAAACCUAUUCAUAGGGUUGCCAUAAGUCAGGAUUGACUUGAAGGCAGCCCAUUUCCAUUUCAGAGUAUCCUGCACUUCUCCCCUCACUGUCACACUUCAGCACUAGUUGGGAAAAUGAUAGUGUGACAUCUUUUGCCUCUAAACAGGAGUGACAGGGCAGGAGAGAGACACUCCUGUGACACCGUGGAAUGGUGAACUACAUUUGUGCCCAUUUCAAAAUAGUUAGGGCCAAGGGGCAAUUCUGCUGUAUGGUCAAAGAAUUGUAAAGGCUACACGUGGCUUCGACUUGUGGAAUUGUUCUAGUUCAGACACAGUCUUUUUAACAUUUUCUAGUAGCCUUGUCAUAUCAUAUCUACUCAGAAGUAAGUCCCUCUGAGUUCACUGGGGGGCUUGCCAUCUGGUAAAGAGGCUUAGGACUUUGACAUAGGUUGCCCUGACUUGGUUUUCCUAGUGAAUUCGGGGGGGGGGUAAAUAUUUAUGUAAGAGAAGUAAUGAAAUGAAAUCUGCACUUCAGUUGAGCUUUUUUCUUGAAUGAAUUGCAAGUUAACAUAUUUCACGGCUACAGAAAGAAUUUAAUAAUUUCAAUCUCCUAUUUAAAGGGCUUGAUUUUGAAAACAAAAAUCUGAAAUUUUCCAAUAGAAGUUCUUCUUAGUUUAUUGAUCCGUUCUAUGUAACCUCAGUAUUUUUGGAAAAAUUUGGUAUUCGCAAGUGUGCUUGUAGCACAAAGCGCUGUAUCCAACUAAAUAAUUGCACAUGAGGAACAACUUCUGUGAGCACAACAGAACGUCACCUUCCUACCCUCCAAAUCUGCUCUAAGGGUUCCUGAGGCCUCUAGAACAGAUUUACAGGUGGUGUGGCAGAGAUGCAGCAGAGGAAAGGGAAGGGGGGUGUCAUUGUGCUCACUGAAGCCUUUCCGUGCAUGCUUUUUAGUUGUAUAUGACCCAAAGAUUUUUGCUGAUAGAUUUUGCCAAGAUAAAAGAAGAUUCUUUUGACCGAUGGAAGUACAUGAAUGGUGUGUGUUUGCACACACACAUAUUUAUUAUUCAGUCUAUCAGUGCUUUUUUACAGGAUGAAUAAUUGUGGAUUUUUCUUGGUGGUAUUAAGCAGAACAAAAUACUAUUAAGAUCAGCAAAUUUAUACUGAUCUGAUAAACAUAGACUUUUUUUAAAAAAAAAAUCCAAUAAAGUGCAAUAAACAUAUAACUAGAAAAACUGGUGCAUUAUUAAUAUUUCCACAUUUGGAAAAUGAUUCUGUAUUAUAUUGUGACUCAACAUUUUUAAUGUAAGUAUUAACACAAUGUCUC
Messenger RNA from Rhineura floridana, 6847 nucleotides. It is a transcript of the gene SFXN1, whose product is annotated as sideroflexin 1. The coding region runs from base 335 to 1303 and encodes 322 amino acids. The record is from RefSeq and is a predicted model, not a curated record. Gene Ontology annotation, molecular function: monoatomic ion transmembrane transporter activity. Gene Ontology annotation, cellular component: mitochondrial inner membrane. The transcript has 11 exons. Lineage: Eukaryota; Metazoa; Chordata; Lepidosauria; Squamata; Rhineuridae. Gene Ontology annotation, biological process: monoatomic ion transport; serine import into mitochondrion.